UGCUUCACAAUAUUGCGCAAUGAAUUUCCCUUCUCGGUUUUCCUCGACGCGAAUACAAGAUCUGCUUAUCCUCAUAUUUCGUAUAAAAAAGUGCUUGAGAGAGGAACGCAGCAACUUAGCUGCUCACCGGUAUUACCGUCGCCUAUCUGGGAGAACUAUUUCUACAACAUCUACACAUUCAUACAAUAAUAGAUUCAGCUGCCUACGUUAUAGAUCUUAUAAUUAAAUAAAAACGUUCCAUAUCCACAUUAAAUUUAAGGAAAUCGCUCUCUUGCUCAGAGAUAUUAAUUAAAAAAAUUGUAUCUAAAAUUUUUAUCCUCUGAUAAAUUCACGUUGUUUUUUGUAUGAGCUCCAAUAUUCAAUUAACACCAGACGGUCCAUAAGCUCGUUAAGCUGUCUAAUUCAACGAAAUUUAAAAAGUGUUUGGAAAGUACACAAAAAGAACCAGAAUUCAAGACAGGACGAAUUCCCGGAACUCUAUCGUUAAAUAAGUUAACAAAAACAAACAAAAUAAUACUCAACGAGUUCUUAGUAGGUACAAUUUUUACUUUUAAUGAGUUUCCGAUAUCUAAAUACAUAAUUUCUAAAAAUCAUGACAUGAACUCCGUUAAAUAAUAACAUUGAUUAUAUUUAAGACACUGAAUUUGACUUGCAGUUGAAUCGGGAUUGUGUGUGUGUGUGUGUGUGUGUGUGUUUGUGUGUGUGUGUGUGUGCGCGUGUGUGUGUUUGUGUGUGUGUGUGUGUGUGUGUGUGUUUGUGUGUGUGUGUGUGUGUGACAAGUAUUCGAAGUAAAAAAUCACUACCAUGCGGCAGGCAGCGGCUUGGCUCUGCCCUUGGCAUUGCUGAAGUCCAUGGGCGACGGUAACCACUCACCAUCAGGUGGGCCGUAUGCUCGUCUGCCUACAAAGGCAAUAAAAAAAAUCGUGAAAAAAUUAAAGAUUCUCUUUUGAAUCAAGUCUAUAAUUAUUUGCCUUAUUUCCUCUCGACAAUGCAAAUUAAGUGGUGAUUUGUUGACAGCCGACGCUAUGCAACGAGCGCUCGUGUCUUGGGAGUUUGAUGGCCAUCCCGGGACGAGGCGACGUGCCCCGAGACCCGGAGGAGGUGCUUAAUGACGCAAAGGACUUUCUAGGCCAGUACUUCGCUUCUAUACGGAGGGCCAAUACUCCAGCUCAUGAAGCUCGCUGGAAAAUCGUACAAGAGGAAGUAGCUACGACUGGCACAUACCAACUAACCACAACAGAACUGGUAUUUGGAGCCAAGCUUGCAUGGAGAAACGCUAGCCGUUGCAUUGGCAGAAUCCAGUGGUCAAAAUUGCAGGUAUUCGAUUGUCGCCAAGUCACAACAACUAGUGGAAUGUUCGAAGCACUCUGUAACCACAUCAAGUACAGCACAAAUAAAGGAAAUAUAAGAUCAGCUAUAACAUUGUUCCCACAACGUACGGACGGCAAGCACGACUACAGAAUAUGGAACAGCCAGCUGAUCAGCUACGCUGGCUACCGUCAGCCAGACGGUACGGUGCUUGGUGACCCCAUGCACUGCGAAUUCACUGAUCUCUGCUUGAAACUUGGCUGGAAGCCGCCACGCACGGCCUGGGAUAUUCUUCCCCUAGUUCUGUCAGCUAACGGGAAAGACCCUGACUACUUCGAAAUCCCCAGGGAGCUUGUUAUGGAAAUCCACAUGACGCACCCCACGUUCGAAUGGUUCAAAGAACUAGAAUUACGUUGGUACGCUUUGCCCGCCGUCUCCAGUAUGCGUUUUGAUUGCGGUGGCAUCGAAUUCACGGCCAACGCUUUCAACGGUUGGUACAUGAGCACUGAAAUCGGCUGCAGGAACUUCUGUGACACCAACCGGCUUAAUGUUUUGGAGAAAAUAGCUCAAAACAUGGGCCUAGAUACCAGAACUCCGGUCAAUCUUUGGAAGGAUAAGGCCCUCGUGGAAGUGAACGUGGCUGUACUGCACAGCUUUCAACAGCACAACGCGACUAUCGUGGAUCAUCAUACAGCUUCUGAAAGCUUCAUAAAGCAUUUGGAUAACGAGAACCGGCUUCGGUCUGGAUGUCCAGCCGAUUGGAUAUGGAUCGUACCUCCCAUGUCAUCGUCCAUAACCCCGGUGUUUCACCAAGAAAUGGCGCUCUACUACUUGAAACCUUCAUACGAAUAUCAGGAGCCUGCAUGGAAGACGCAUCAGUGGCAGAAAUCUAAGCCGAUCACAGGCAAAAGACCCAUAAACAGAAAGUUCCAUUUCAAGCAAAUUGCCCGAGCUGUCAAAUUCACUUCGAAAUUGUUCGGUCGUGCCCUUUCGAAGAGGAUUAAAGCGACUGUGCUGUACGCUACGGAGACUGGGAAAUCGGAACAAUACGCCAAAGAGCUUGGUGUUAUAUUUGGACACGCCUUUAAUGCGCAGGUUCAUUGUAUGGCGGAUUACGAUAUAACUUCAAUUGAACACGAAGCUCUCCUUCUGGUUGUGACAUCGACGUUUGGAAAUGGUGACCCACCCGAGAAUGGUGUCGCAUUUGGAGAGCAUCUAUGCGAAAUAUUAUACGCUGAUCAAGUCGGUGAAGAUUCUACUGGAAAUCAAAUGUUGACACCAAAAUCGUUCAUAAAAGCCAAUAGUGACAUUCAAAGGUAUACAGCAGGAAAUCCGAAAAAACUCAACAGACUCGAAUCAUUGAAGGGUAGUACAACAGACGCCACAUCCAUUGACAGCUUUGGUCCAUUGAGUAAUGUUAGAUUUGCCGUGUUCGCUCUGGGUUCGAGCGCUUACCCGAAUUUCUGUAACUUCGGAAAGUAUGUAGACAAAUUGUUGGUUGACCUCGGCGGGGAACGAAUCCACGACCUCGCAACCGGUGACGAAAUGUGCGGCCAAGAUCAGGCCUUCCGGAAGUGGGCCUCUAGCGUCUUCAACGUUGCUUGUGAGACAUUCUGCUUGGAUGAUGAUGAGACUCUACAAGAGGCAAAGAGAGCUCUCGGUACUGUUGCAUUAAGCGAGGAGACAGUUCAAUUCGCCAGGGCUGGCUGUCGUCCCGCUACGUUACACGCAGCGCUACAAAAGUCUUUGAAUAAACAAUUCGUUUCUUGCACCGUCAAAGCUAAUAAAGAUUUAGGCGAUGCUUCCGCUGAAAGAUCCACCAUCUUUAUUGAUCUGGAACCUAAGGAGGAAAUAAAGUAUAAUCCAGGAGAUCAUGUCGGAAUAAUAGCUUGUAACCGUAAAGAGCUCGUUGAGAGUCUGCUCUCCCGCAUUAAAGACGUUGAUGAUUACGACGAGCCGUUGCAGUUGCAGCUUCUGAAAGAAACUCAUACGUCAAGCGGUUUAGUCAAAUCUUGGGAGCCCCACGAGAAACUUCCGAUAAUGAGCGUGCGUGAAUUGUUCACACGAUUCCUUGAUAUAACAACUCCACCGACCACGAUACUUCUUCAGUACUUGGCCACAACGUGCGAAGAUGAAGAAGAAAAAAAACAAUUGAAUGUUUUGGCUACGGAUCCCGGAGCUUACGAAGAUUGGCGUCAUUUCCACUUCCCCACCUUGCCCGAAGUCCUAGAUCAGUUUCCAUCAGCAAGACCCAAUGCAUCUUUACUUGCCGCCCUUUUAUCCCCACUGCAGCCAAGAUUUUACUCAAUUUCUUCGUCACCAUUAGCCCACGCAAAGAGAUUGCAUCUUACGGUUGCCGUAGUCACAUAUCGAACUCAAGAUGGUGAGGGACCGGUCCAUUAUGGUGUGUGUUCCAACUACUUAAUGGAACGUAAGCCUGGCGAUGAGGUUUACCUCUUUAUCAGAAGUGCUCCUAAUUUCCAUUUACCUCAAGAUUUGUCAGUUCCUCUUAUACUAAUUGGUCCCGGUACUGGUAUAGCUCCAUUCCGUGGCUUUUGGCAUCAUCGGCGAGCUCUACAAAAUUCUUGCUCGCGUACAACCACUGGACCGGUGUGGCUGUUCUUCGGCUGUCGAACGAAGACUAUGGACUUAUACCGAGAAGAGAAAGAGCAAGCUUUGAAAGAAGGCGUACUUUCUAAAGUAUUUCUCGCUCUAUCUAGAGAAAAGGAAGUUCCAAAAACGUACGUCCAAGAAGUUGCUGAAAACGUUGGUGCAGAAAUACACGAUUUACUAAUUAAUAAAGGUGCACACUUUUACGUUUGCGGUGAUUGUAAAAUGGCGGAGGAUGUGCACCAGAAGCUCAAAGGUAUCGUGAAGAAACACGGAAACAUGACAGACGAACAAGUACAGAACUUUAUGUUCAUGCUAAAGGAAGAGAAUCGUUACCACGAAGACAUAUUCGGCAUCACACUGCGCACAGCUGAGGUCCACAGCGCUUCUCGCGAGUCGGCUCGUAGGAACCGCGUCGCUUCCCAACCAUGACGGCGGUCCUCUCGCUUCCGUCCCAACACGCUCAUCUAACCAACCGAAUACUGCAUCAAGGUUAUCCUGUGAGCGACUACAUUCAUAUUCGACUAAAAUAUUUAAAUUAUCUUCAUUCUAAAUUUAAAGUCUUCAAAAUUUUUUAAUUACAUCGCAAAGCUUUAGGCGUGUACCGACCCUAAAAUCAUGUCAUGGCUGAGUUUAAUAUAUCCAUUGUACCUAAGCUACAAUGCCAUAUAAUAAGUAUAAAGUUUUUUAAGUUUUACACAGAACAACAUUGUCUUCAUCUAUAUUUUAUGUUUUGAUAUAAUUUUACUUUUGAAACAGAAAAAUUGGAUCGCUUUUGCACAUUUAGAUCUUAGUUAGUAUUCUUAAUAGCUACAAGAACAUCAACUCCAUACGUACUAUUAUUAUAUUGUUCACAUACGUACAUUAAAAGUUGCUGGUUUCUGUAGGCUUUCCACAAUAUUUUCAAUUCAAAUGUCUUUUACGAAAUUCAUGAUUCUCUAAAUUUUAUAGUGUAUAUGCCAAAAAAAGUUAAUACUGGCUUUAAGAUAAUUGUGAACCUUGAAACCCUUGAAAUUGUUAAGCGUUCACUCAUGAAUUUUGGGUAUAAAAUUAAUUAAUUGUGAAAUUCUCGAAUAAUAUUAUUUUUCCUCUGAAACGUUUGCAAUUAAAUGUAUAGGGAUAAAAUAUCUAAAUCAAAUACGUAUUUUGUUUAUCAGAAAUAAAUUUGUUUCGAAAUCGCAAAUUAAGAAAACAUUCUUUGAUAAUUAUCUCCCCUUCAUGCCUUGCAAUUAAACUUAUUUUAUUAUAUAGAUGUUUAUUUUUUGACAAUACCUACAAAAUUAUUUAUAGUACACUAUAUAGCUCAAAGGCUUUAGUCAAUAAUUGUAAUUGUGAAGUCAAUUAGGGAAGUUCACGAAAUGUCUAUUUGUUUUACCAAGCAGUCCAUUUUAAUUGAUCCUUGAAUUUAAUUGGUUGAGAAUCGUUCCAAUGACUGUAUUUGAAACACUUGAAUAAUUCAACUUAUUACAUUAGGUGUAAUAUUAUAGUUAUGCUACAGUUAUUUCCCUUCAAAUUUAUUGUAUUAUCAUUUUUUUUAAAAGCGCAGGGUGUCGUAACAACGCACAAAUCCAUUGACCCUUAUUGUAUAUUUCCGCAUAUCAGCUUCGCGAUUCAAGUAUUAUUAAAAAAAAAAUUGGAUAUCUCGUAUCCUUUCGAAACCUAAGAAUUUACCAAUUACGUAGUAUCUAGAUGUAAUCUUUAUCUACUAUAUAAAUAAUACUUUUAAUAAAACUCAUUUAUUAUAUUGUAUAUCGUGUCCAUUAUAAAUCGCUAGUAGAUAGUUUGAAAAUUUUUACUAGAUAAUAAUUCAAAGUUUUUCAAAUAAAAUUUUAAUUAUUAUCUCGCUUAAUUGUUAUCUAACGAAUUAUAAAAAUUUAUUCGUCUAGUUUAAGGGAAAAAAAAAAUCAGCUGAAUGCUAUUUAAUUUUGUAUUUUAAAAUGUUUGCGGAACCAAUUUGAUGUAAGAUUAUCAUAACUUACAUUACUCAUAUUUCGUAUAUAUAUUUUUUUUUAUUCAUUUAUAAUACGUAUUGGUCUGUUUUAUCUUUCAAAAUGUGUAAAUAUUUUAUAUUAAGUGAGCUUUAUUGUUAUUUAAACUUGUGAUUUAAUAAUAUUUACUAUAUAAUAUUAAAAAUAAUUUUCUAUUUACUUUGUAUAUUAUGAAAUUUUAAUGUAUUUUUUUAAAUAAAUUUUGAAAUUAAGCUGUUUUUGCGAUUUUUUAAUCAGCUCUAAAACGUAUUUUUUUUUUUAAUCAACUUUGUGAUUGUUUGCCUAGUCUUAUGAAAUUAUUCAUAUUUUAUAUUAUUCAUAGUAUCAUGUAAGAUCAAUUUGUCUACAAUUUCUUGCUAUAAAUGGUAUAAAAAAUUCUUAAUAUAAAUAAAUUAAUGACGUAUUGUAUUACGAUUAAGAAUAAUAUUUACAAAAAGUAUUAAU
Bombyx mori (domestic silkworm) is the source of this 6350-nucleotide messenger RNA. RefSeq names its product nitric oxide synthase 2 (gene Nos). The coding region runs from base 1057 to 4350 and encodes 1097 amino acids. The record is from RefSeq and is marked provisional. The transcript has 21 exons. Gene Ontology annotation, biological process: nitric oxide biosynthetic process. Lineage: Eukaryota; Metazoa; Arthropoda; Insecta; Lepidoptera; Bombycidae. Gene Ontology annotation, molecular function: nitric-oxide synthase activity; NADP binding; heme binding.